Effrenium voratum is the source of this 1311-nucleotide messenger RNA. The record is from the annotation of a GenBank genome assembly. NCBI's taxonomy places the organism in Eukaryota, Dinophyceae, Suessiales, Symbiodiniaceae.
UUACAGGGGAAUCGAUUAAUCCAGGGUUUCUUACAGGAUGCGAAAUGGAUUUCGUCCAUCCACUUGGUCGCUGCGCACAUGAGGUACGAGACAGAAUGGCAAUUUGCCUUGAGCGCCGUGGACAGGGCUUGGUGCGUCGCCUUGACACCUAGGCUGGGAGGAUUUGUGACGCCGAGGGUCGUGGCCUUCUACCACCAUUAUUUGGCGUCCGUGUUUGCGCAGAGCAAAGGACCUGCGCACGAGUCUGGCUAUGCAUUCGAUGCAGAGCUUAAGAUGUACAGGGCCAUGAGAACAUCUGCAGCGAAACGCUAUGAUGCGGCUUCCUUGUCCGAGAUGGGCCCAGGCAGCCGGAUGGACAUGAACUACUUCACUCCAGACGGCAUGAAGUACCUGAUGCUGCCGCCGCGCCAAUUGCCCAGGGAGAAAGAUGAGGAGCAGAAGGCCAUCUUGGAUACCGAGGCGGAGGUCCGGCUGGUCCACUCUGCUGACGCCUUUGAGGCUGCUCAGCGCAUCCACAUACUUUGGGUGCAAAGGCCAAGACGUGCCGGCCGAUGGAUUUCGAACAUGGACGAGAUCAGCAGCUGGCUUGAAGGAUGGCAGCAUCCCCACCUCAACCUGAAGCUCAUAGCACUGGUGGCUCACUUCGAGCGCCUCCACCCGGCUGUGCAGUGGCACUUGGCAAGACAGGCCGACAUCCUGGUCGGCGUCUCUGGGGCAGCCAUGGCUUGGGGGACCUUCAUGCAUCGAGAUGCCGUGAUAUUGGAUCUCUUCCCGCCGGGCUCGAAGUUCUGCACGGAAGGCUGGGGGGGCAACACCAUCAGCCACUAUGGCGGUUUUGCCCGGCUCUCCGGCAUGCAAUAUACGUGCAUGGAGCAUCCAGCAGCCCUGCAGGGGUCCGAAACUCCGACCAGCCACCAGGAGCAUUUGUACCUGGCAGACAAGGAGGUGAAGGAAAAGCUUGGGGGCUACUGGCACAACCAGAAUGUGCUGGUGGACAUGCCGAAGUUCCAGAGAUAUUUUCUGGAGGCUGUAGAGAAGGUCCUUCCGUCACUUCCGAGGCGGAAGCCGCCAUAGUCCUUUCAGAGCCGAGAACUUGGCUUCCAAAGCCGCUCCCGGCUCCUUUGUUUUAAAAGUUGGUUUAGUGGUGGUUUCCGGAUUUAAGCCACUAAAAGUGAGUGACUUUUCGCAGGGGAUCUGAGGGAAGUAAAGAGAUGAGGAUCUUCCGCCGCAAGACUCUGUCGCAUGCUACAGGGUUCGGAGAAGCCUUCGCGCGAUCUCGAGCAAAGUUCAGCGCGACUGCUGUGACAGAAA